GUUCUACUGCGUAUAGCAUUCAUCUUCCCAUAGCUGUUUGUAGGCUUCGUCAAGAUGUCUGCACCGGGUCGGUUCGUCUCGGCGGUCCCAGCCAAAGUCUCCAGCAUACCAAUCUUCCUCGCUCCAGCUUUCCUGAAGCCCACCCAGACUGUUUUCCCAGCUCUGGUAUCCUCGAGAACCUUCUCAUCCUCAAUCGCCCACUCCUCAAGCAACCGCAGGUCCGGUGAGGCCAAUAAAAAAAGAGGCGAAUCAGCUAUCAGACGGACUGGACCUCGGACAACACAAGGUCGAUGGAAUUUCGCGUUGCCAGAACCAGCAUUUAGAGAGCGAGUUGCUCAGCCGACCGACUACCUAGGAACAGCCAACCAUGGGUUAUGGCAAUUCUUCGACAGCACCAAGAAGUCGAUGGUUGAGCCACAUGUCUCAGCCCAACAUGGUCGUGCUUGGACACGGGAAGAGCUAUCACGAAAAUCGUUCGAAGACUUACACAAGCUCUACUGGGUCUGCAUCAAGCAUAAGAAUCAAACCUUGACACUUGAAAGAGAGAGAGUGCGCCGAAGGGCUGGGUAUGGCGAGGCUGAGGCCGAGGAGAGGAUCGCAGAGAUCAAGAAAACCAUGAGCAGAAUCCGAAAGGUGCUUGCAGAUCGACAGAUGGCUUUCGAAGAAGCGCAGACGAUGCUACACAACGAGACGCUGAAGGAGAUCUUUUCCAGCGACGGAGAGAAAGAUGAGGACAAUGAAUCAUGGGUUGAAGAUUCAUACGAUCAAGCACCCAUUGAACAGCCUCGACCUUGAUUUGGCAAAUGUCAUCUUUGCCUGUACAAUAUUAAUUCCUUGUUUCCUGACACUCGGGUGAACAUAUCUGGAUACGUGACAAGACGGUCCAUGACUAGAGGACUCGGAAACCCCCUGAUAGAAAUAGUAACAGCAAUCCCAUUGACGCGGAGAGCUUUGUCAUGAUAUUGUGGCUUUAGCGAGACUCAAGUCAUAGUAUCACAACCUACCAAACCUAUACCUACGUACAAUUAUUUCGCUAUUCGAGAUCUAGCAACAACCCG
This is a messenger RNA of Exophiala mesophila, 1058 nucleotides long. RefSeq lists its product as uncharacterized. Gene Ontology annotation, molecular function: structural constituent of ribosome. Gene Ontology annotation, cellular component: mitochondrial large ribosomal subunit; mitochondrial ribosome. NCBI's taxonomy places the organism in Eukaryota, Fungi, Ascomycota, Eurotiomycetes, Chaetothyriales, Herpotrichiellaceae. Gene Ontology annotation, biological process: mitochondrial translation. The coding region runs from base 55 to 795 and encodes 246 amino acids. The record is from RefSeq and is a predicted model, not a curated record. The transcript has 3 exons.